Molecule: messenger RNA, 3531 nt
Organism: Motacilla alba alba
Lineage: Eukaryota; Metazoa; Chordata; Aves; Passeriformes; Motacillidae
Gene: PCNP
Product: PEST proteolytic signal containing nuclear protein
Exons: 5
Coding region: 82-618 (178 amino acids)
Biological process (GO): protein ubiquitination; proteasome-mediated ubiquitin-dependent protein catabolic process
Cellular component (GO): nucleus
Source: RefSeq, a predicted model, not a curated record
GGCCGCGAGCGGGGCCUCGCGGGGGCGGGCCCGAGCGGCGCGCGUGCGCGGCGCGUGAGGCGGCGGAGGAGGCGGGGGAAAAUGGCGGACGGCAGAGCCGAGGGGGAGAAGGCGAAGCGGCCGCAGCCCGCAGGAGGACCUGAAGAAGAGGCAGAAAAACCUGUGAAAACUAAGACUGUUUCUUCCAGUAAUGGAGGAGAAAGUUCGAGUCGCAGCGCAGAGAAACGGGCAGCUAAUGAAGAAGCUGAAGACUUCACUACAAAGCCUGCUCCUGCCAAAAUGUCCAAGUUUGGAUUUUCCAUAGGCAGUCAGACAACAAAGAAGGCAUCUGCAAUAUCCAUCAAACUGGGAGCAAAUAAGCCUAAAGAGCCUGUUCCAACCCUGGCUCCAAAAACCCUUUCUGUAGCAGCAGCUUUCAACGAAGAUGAAGAUAGCGAACCAGAGGAAAUGCCCCCUGAAGCCAAGAUGCGCAUGAAGAACAUCGGAAGGGAUACACCAACCUCAGCAGGACCAAAUUCGUUCAAUAAAGGAAAGCAUGGAUUUUCUGACAACCAGAAGCUAUGGGAACGAAAUAUAAAAUCUCAUCUUGGAAAUGUCCAUGACCAAGAAAAUAACUAAAUGAUCUGGAUUACAAGUUGGGUGUUUUGGGGGGAGGGGAGGGUGUAACAUUAAAGGAACAGUUUCCUUUUUUAAGAAUGGUAUGAGACUAUCUUUGGAGCCACUUUUUUAAGACUUUGAGUGGUACACUAAUAAAUGAGUUUGAAAUUAGAGGUAAUUUAUGUUUUGUAUACAGAUUUCAAGGCAUUUGCUAAUUUUGUAGUUUAUGUGAUUAGUUUCAAAAGGUUACAGAUAAUAAAGAAAUUGGAGUGGUACCUUUUUAAGAUAAUUUUUUUUGUCAGUGAUUCAAUAAGGUGGAUGAAAAAGGUUACUGUCUCUUUAAUCAGGUUCAAAUUGAAUGCUCUUGCAUUCUCACUUCUGGCUCCCUCUUCAUAACAGGAGAACGAGUUGACUCCUAUGAAUUCUGCUAAAGAGAGUGAGCAUUGUCUUGUACUAGAAGUGUUACUGGACUAUUACUUUGAAUAUAAUCUUACACAGGAAAUAGUAAGAACUUGGAUUUUUUUUCUCCCUGCAGUCGCCUUUUGUUAAAUCUCUGCAAUCUAGGAAUUAUGUUGCUCUGAGUGGCUCUGGUAACUUAGCUCUGAUUUUGUUUAAAACUUCAUGUAGGGUGUGUAACCUUCAGUUGCCUGUUCUGUCCUAAGGAAAUGGGCCUUGUCUGUAUAUUAGAUACAGUCUGUAAAGAAUACUCAUUACAAAGGUAAAUCAGUAUUUUCAGUGUGCUCCUUUUAAAUCAUUAGCCUUGAGUAGUGCUUGUUAGCAUUUCCUAGUGGUACACAAAAGCCACCACCAAAAAUACAAGCUAAUGUUCAUUAAGCUUCACCUUUGAUUGAAGUAUUUUUCUUUACUAUGCCUAGAAGGAAUGAAAGCCACACCAAAAAUCGGUAACUCACUGCUUAAGUAUGAAAAAUCUAAGAUGCACUUUCCCUGUCUUGCCAUUUAAGACAAAAUGCCUCGAUGCCUAUGACCUCAGUGGACACUAUCAGGUCAAAGAAUGCUGUAUCUGCAGUCCUGAUGUUCCUAACAAGUAUCAGCUUCAGAAAUAAAACUUGACCUUUUCCUGCCUGUCUUCCUUUUGCAGUGAUUUUCAGCAGUGACAUCAAUCUGGUCAGUUUAUUUCUUAGCUUCCAUACUGCAGGACAGUGCUGAAGGAUUUCAGUGCUAGCAAUGACUGUCUAAAUUUCAGUCUAAUUUAGAUUGCGUAUUUGUAAAAACAUUUUAUUAACAGAACUGGUUAAAUAGAACAUUAUCAACAGCAAUACCACCACCUGCCCCAACAGCACCACCUCCCAUACCCCAAAUAAGCAUAAGGUUCUUUUUAAACUCAAAUACCUGAUAGUGUCAACACUAAAUUAAUUUCAGCUGGGAAAUGGUUGUAGCAUUCAAUAUAUUAGUUGCUUUCAUCCUGCCUCUAUAACUGUUUUCUUGCUAAAGUUGAACUUGCAAGUGCAGAAAGGAAAGUGCAUCUUGAAAUGUAUUUUUUAUUAUUAUUAUUAUUAUUAUUAUUAUUUUAGGAAAGCUCUGACCACUUAGACUUUUGAGUUUGUAAGUUCUAAAAUUUUUUUUGUAUUUUUGUAUUGUAUGUGUAAUCUCUUUUCUUUUGAAGUCUGAUGCAGUUGAAUACCUGUAACUGUUUUCUUUUAAAAGUCUUGUUAUAAACUUACCAUAAAAUUGUAUACAUUUUUUUUGUUCCAUAGCAGAAAUACUUGGUUUAUUUAAAACACACUUUCAAAACUGAUUUUCAGGACUUCCAAAACCAAUUUGGGCAUUACUGGAACUAGGCAAGACAAACUUUUUACUUAUUUUCAUCACAUGUGGUUAUGUUUGUCUAAAUAAAUCCCUUUAAGAUAGUGGUAAUCCAUAGUGAAUAGCUAUUUUCUUGUGCUCCUCAGUAGCUGGUUCAUGCUAUAUCAAUCACUUUUAUAGGAACAAAGCAAAACAGAACUUCAAAUAAGAAUGACUCAGAGACCUAUUCCUUGUUUUAAUUAACCUACCACCACUUUCUUUCACAUUUUUGUCUGAAGUAGAUGCUCAUACCCAGAAUCUCCUUGUACUUCAAAAUCAUUUAGGAAAUUGCUAGGCAGAAGAGCAGACAUGCUAUGAAAUACCUUCCAUGCAACUGAGAGAGCAAAAGUUACAUUUAUCUUCUUACUUUGAUGGUCAAUAAAUAAUCCUAGACCUUUUGAGACACUGCAGGCUUCAGCUUCUAUAUCUCAGCUGAAGGUGAGCAGUGAUCCUGCCUCACCCAGUGCAAGUGUUCUCUUCCUUCUCUAGGCUUCAUUGGGAGCAAAUCCAUCAGGAUGGCCUCGGUCUCCUCAGGACUGGGUGCCAAACAAGCUGGAUUUUGUCUGCUGGUGUUUAAUGUCUGACACUUGGAAGACCAAACUGACUGAUCUGAACAAUAUCAUUGAGGUAAAUGUUAGCUGGGAUUAACUUGUAGCUGUAGGCACUUGUUAAAGAAGUCAUGUUUUUUGCAUGCAGAGAGCCCUUUUUUUUUUUUGGCCAUUCUUGGUGUGAUUUUUUUUUGUUAGUUCAUUUGGCGCUUUUUUCCUAAGAAUGUUCCAAGAAUCCUGAAACUCAUGAUAAAUUAUCUGAUUUAGCUGAAGUGCUUCCAGGAGGUAUGCUGAGACCUCGAACUGCUUAGUACAGCAUGCUGCGUGUGUCUGUCAGUGGUUGAAAUUGCAGCUUAUGUGGUUUUGUCCCAUGGAGCUCAUGCUUGCGUAGCAGGAAUUGGCUCCUGAACACCCUGCAGAACAGUGAUGACAUAAGGUCAAGGUGUGAGCAGCUGCCCAGGAACUUCUCUGUGCUACCCUGCAGCUGGGCUGUUCUGAGCCUGCUGGCUUGCAAAUGGAUCCAAACUCAUCUAACUGUGUUAAAAUAAAAAAGCCCAACAACCCCCUCCCACCCCCAAAAAAA